Molecule: messenger RNA, 823 nt
Organism: Ananas comosus (pineapple)
Lineage: Eukaryota; Viridiplantae; Streptophyta; Magnoliopsida; Poales; Bromeliaceae
Product: 40S ribosomal protein S14-like
Exons: 6
Coding region: 86-541 (151 amino acids)
Biological process (GO): maturation of SSU-rRNA from tricistronic rRNA transcript (SSU-rRNA, 5.8S rRNA, LSU-rRNA); translation; ribosomal small subunit assembly
Cellular component (GO): cytosolic small ribosomal subunit; ribosome
Molecular function (GO): small ribosomal subunit rRNA binding; structural constituent of ribosome; mRNA 5'-UTR binding
Source: RefSeq, a predicted model, not a curated record
UUAGGGUUUUACUUCGCUGUCGUUGCUCAUUUUUAGCCAAAGCUCACCCUUCCCCGCCGCUCCUCGCUCCUCCUCCGCUGCGACCAUGUCUGGGAGAAAGAAGACUAGGGAGCCUAAGGAGGAAAAUGUGACUCUCGGGCCGACGGUUCGUGAAGGAGAGCACGUGUUUGGUGUUGCCCAUAUUUAUGCAUCAUUCAACGAUACCUUUAUUCAUGUUACUGAUCUAUCUGGGAGAGAAACCCUUGUUCGCAUUACUGGUGGCAUGAAGGUCAAAGCUGAUAGGGAUGAAUCAUCUCCUUAUGCGGCCAUGCUUGCGGCACAAGAUGUUUCGCAGAGAUGCAAGGAGCUUGGGAUCACUGCUUUGCACAUUAAGCUUCGAGCUACCGGAGGGAACAAAACUAAGACUCCUGGUCCUGGUGCCCAAUCUGCCCUAAGAGCACUUGCUCGCUCUGGAAUGAAAAUUGGCCGCAUAGAGGAUGUGACUCCAAUCCCGACCGACAGCACCCGCAGAAAGGGCGGGCGAAGAGGGAGGAGGCUGUAACUUCUACGACAUGAUUCACUCUUUCAUCCUCAUCGAGCAGAUUAUAUGUUGGCGGUCUUUUUCAUUUCUUUAGUUGCGGCAAGACAGUUUUUGUUGAAACUAUUUGGAGAGGUGAUUGAGCAAUUAUCUAUGUUGGUAGAUUCCGAUUCGCUUGUUAAAUGGUGCUGGAAUUAUAUCGAAAGACAACAUCUAAUUGUUUGGCAACUUUUACAUUGUCUUCACCCUUCCAACUCUUUUGUCCCCUGAAUGUUGUUCUUGAUAUAUCAAUUACUCCUUUUUUUU